Molecule: messenger RNA, 495 nt
Organism: Tetrahymena thermophila SB210
Lineage: Eukaryota; Ciliophora; Oligohymenophorea; Hymenostomatida; Tetrahymenidae
Product: Serine/Threonine kinase domain protein
Exons: 1
Biological process (GO): autophagy; autophagosome organization; protein autophosphorylation
Cellular component (GO): autophagosome; cytoplasm
Molecular function (GO): protein serine/threonine kinase activity; ATP binding
Source: RefSeq, a predicted model, not a curated record
AUGAAAUUCAUAGUAAUUGAAUACUGCAAUGAAGGGGAUCUCUACACAUAUCACAUUAAAAAAUAAUAAGAAGUUUAGACUUUGGAAUAAGCACUAGAAGUUAUAGAUAUUGCAAUUUAAAUUACUAAAGGCAUGAUGAUAUUAAAAGAACUAAACCUAGCGCAUAGAGAUUUAAAGCCUGAAAAUAUAUUGAUCCAUAAUGAUGGAGAAAAAAUUAUAGCUAAAAUAUCAGAUUAUGGACUAACUAAAGAGGUAUAAAGAGAUUUAAAAUCAAUUGUAGGAACACCAAGUUAUAUGGCUCCUGAAAUACUAUCUGCUUAUAAGAAAGGCUCAGUAUAUGACGAUAAAAUAGACGUUUGGUCUUUUGGAUUAAUUUUAUAUGAAAUGUUUACUUGCAAAUAAAUAUUUAAAGGUGAUUAAAAAUAGAUUUUUAAUUAACUCAUUCACUAUAAUAACAAAAUUGAUUAACUUUUAUUUUAAGACAGAAAUAAAUGA